Molecule: messenger RNA, 1350 nt
Organism: Aspergillus puulaauensis
Lineage: Eukaryota; Fungi; Ascomycota; Eurotiomycetes; Eurotiales; Aspergillaceae
Gene: PAC1
Product: WD40 repeat domain-containing protein
Exons: 3
Coding region: 1-1350 (449 amino acids)
Biological process (GO): ribosomal large subunit assembly
Cellular component (GO): nucleolus
Molecular function (GO): protein binding
Source: RefSeq, a predicted model, not a curated record
AUGAGCCAAAUAUUGACAGCUGGACAAGCGGGAGAACUGCACAAGGCUAUGGUAGCAUACCUUGCUGCAAUAAAUGCGUCCCAGAGUUCCGAAACGCUACGCGAAGAGCUUCAAGUUGGCGACAGUUUUGAUGAGGGAACACGCAAGAGAUACGAGGGGUUAUUAGAAAAAAAAUGGACGGGAAUUGCUAGAUUGCAGAGAAAGAUAACCGAUUUAGAGAACAAAGUCAGCAGCCUUCAAGCCGAGCUUGAUGCGACACCUUCAGCAGCCCGUUCAAAGAAUCAAGACCCAGUCAAUUGGCUCCCUAAACCAUCACCAUCACAUACAUUUGAAUCUCACCGAAGCGGCAUCACAUGUGUCGCGUUUCACCCGGUAUUCACAUCGCUCGCUUCCGGCUCUGAAGAUUGUACAAUCAAAAUAUGGGACUGGGAGCUUGGAGAACUAGAACGGACCCUGAAGGGACAUAUAAGAAGUGUCUCGGGUCUUGAUUAUGGUGGGCAAAAAGGAAACACACUGUUGGCCUCCUGUUCUAGCGACCUUACAAUCAAACUAUGGGAUCCAAGCAAGGACUACGCGAACAUCAGAACGUUGUCUGGUCAUGAUCACUCAGUUUCAGCUGUGCGCUUUCUAACAACGAACGAAAACCACCUGAUCUCCGCCAGCCGAGAUGGAACGCUGCGGAUAUGGGAUGUACUCACGGGAUUCUGCGUGAAGGUCAUAAAGUCCUCGACCGAGUCCUGGAUUCUAGAUGUGGCACCUUCUUUUGACGGGAAGUGGCUAGUGUCCGGUGGUCGAGAUCAGGCAAUAACGGUGUGGGAGGUUUCGUCAGCCGAACCGAAAGCCGCGUUAUUAGGCCACGAGAACUUUAUCGAGUGCUGUGUUUUUGCGCCACCAGCAAGUUACGAGCAUCUAGCUACAUUAGCUGGACUCAAGAAACCGCCUCCUGCAACUAGCUCCUGUGAAUUCAUCGCCACAGGAGCCAGAGACAAAACUAUCAAGCUCUGGGAAGCGAGGGGAAGACUGAUUAAGACUUUAGUCGGCCACGACAACUGGGUGCGAGGCCUGUUGUUCCAUCCUGGUGGGAAAUAUCUUUUCAGUGUAGCCGACGACAAAACAAUACGAUGCUGGGACCUCUCCCAGGAGGGCAGACUGGUCAAGACAAUCGACAACGCACAUGGGCACUUUGUCAGCUGCAUUCGAUGGGCACCCAGCCCUAACGGCAGUGAGAACCCUGACACUGCUGCCGAAAAACUAGACGGUGCACCCAAAAAGGAUGCUGCCGCCAAACCAUCGUUCCGAUGUGUCAUUGCAACAGGAAGUGCAGAUUCAUGCGUUCGGGUCUUCUCAUAA